CCCUCCGCAGGACACUUCACUGGGGGAAAGGCUGCUCGAGAAGGACUGAACAUGUCCUGAAUACUGAUGUUCUCUCAGCGAGCCUCUUCUGUCCAUGAGGAGAUUUACAGGAGGCUUGCUUUCUUUCUUUCUUUGUAGCCUCUUUAUAACACAGUGGACAAUAUAAUCACAUUCAUCUGUCCUCAACUGAUUUCCAAACCGAACGCCUGUGCAGAGAAGCCGUCCUCAGCCAGAUCUCCACUGUCCUCAAUCUUUCACCCCUGCACAGAUAUCUGCUGAGGGACGAUUACGCCACAGACUAAUACAGCAGACAUUUCAGUCGUGUUUCUUGUUCCACAACAGCCUAAACCAGAGACGUGAACAGAAACAGUUUGACUGGGAAUAGAGAGGGAUUGGAGAGUGUUCACUCCCGGAAAACAUUGGAAAUGGCCCUUUAGAGGGAACAGUCCAGCUUUUGGAGGAGGAAACCAAAGAGAUUAGCCAAUGCACAUAAAUGGAGGAUACAGAACAACAGAAGAAAAACUGUGAAACAGGAACACAGUAAGUAAACGAUGGAAUAAAAAUAGAUGAUUAAAAAUAGGAAUAAGAGCACUGACUCAUUCAGAUCCCACAUCCAGAGCCCCUAACCAAAGUGGAGAGCUGAGAAAGGCAUGGACAAAUAGAAACCAGUGUCCGUAACUUCACCAUGGGCUCACCCAGGCACAGCACACCCACUCCUGGAGCUACUGGACCAGGGCAAAGGUCAACAUAGAUGGACAUGAGGUCUAGAACACUUGCGGAUGGUGUCUGGAUGUAGGGAAGGGGUCAGGGCAGGGCAUAGCAGAGAUGGAUGGAUGGAUGCUUUCACUUACACUUAUAAGUCUGAUUGUGAUUAAAUCUGUGUUGAAAUCAGUUAUAUUCAAGAAGCACACACAAUUCCUCCUACUCCAGUAAAAGCAGUUGGGUUACAGCUUAUGUAGAACACGUUUACAUAUUUUAUAAAUGAAGUCUAUACAGUCUAAUAGACAUCUAAACACAGACGUCUUGGCUAAAUCUGGGCUGUCAGUGAAAGUCUAACAAGACUGGUCAUCAAGCAGACAUUAUGACGGAGGACACACAUGAAGUCUGAUCAAUCUGUGUAUUUGAUAACUGGCCUUGGAAUAACCCUUCUCCAUUAUACCAGUUCAGAGAGUUUAAUUACAUCAGCUUUAUUUAAUAUUCUCAUUUCUAUGCAAAUGUAGGAAUUUUAAUAGUCAAGCUGCUUGUAUGAUCUGUCCUGUGCUCAUAUCAGCGGUGUCAAACCCAGCUCCUGGAGGCCGUCAGUUCCAGCCCUGCUCCAACACACUCACCUGGAGGAUUCACACAAGCCUGGAGGACUCCGUCAGUGUGAUCAGGAGCGUUUAAUCAGGGUUAAAGCUGAACUGUGCAGAGCUGCGGCCCUGGUGCUUGACACCGCUGCUGUAAAUGAUCAGAAAACUCUUCAGCUUCACUGUUAAUCUGUUGAUCUCCAAUAAAGCGCAGUGCUGAGCUGAGUAGUAACUGAUGUAAUGUUUGAUAGACACCCGGACUUUAAACAGCCAGACUCCACCAUAAACACUGUAUUUCACGUGUGUGUGUGUGUGUGUGUGUGUGUGUGUUUGGGAGGGGUUACAAACGUGCUCAAUUAAAUGAUGAAAAGAAAGACACCACUGCAAACUGUGGAGGCAACUGAAGGCUAAAAUGAGGGAUUAUGACGACAUCACGUCUUUUCUGGGAACAUGGGGUCAAUUCCAGCUCACGGUCUUCUUAGCCUUAGCGAUUAGCAUCCUCCCUAAUGGGUUUGUGGGCCUGUACAUCGUGUUUGUGGGCGAUACGCCGGCUCACGAGUGUCUGAUCCCAGAACAGAUCAACAUCAGCAGUGUGUGGAGAGACGCCGCCAUCCCGACGCAGAUGCAGGACGGAGUGUUAAAGCGCAGCUCCUGCUCCAGAUACAGGCUGGACACACUGCGGCAGCUCUCCAUGCUGAACUACACCCCCAAUGUGGAGGUCAACCUCAGCCAGAUCGAGACGGAGCCCUGUGUGGACGGCUGGAGCUACAGUCAGGAGUUUUACCAGUCCACCAUCGUGACAGAGUGGGAUCUGGUCUGUGAGCGCGAGUAUAAAGGCCCGCUCACCUCCUCUAUAUACUUCUGUGGUGUUUUAGUGGGAACCUUCCUAUCAGGCCAGAUGUCUGACAGGUAUGGUAGAAGACCUGUCCUCUUCGCCAUGAUGGCUCUGCAGACCAUCACCAUCCUCAUCCAGAUGUUUUCUCCCAGCUGGGAGGUCUUCAGCGCCAUCUACUUCUUUGUGGGAUUCAGUGGUUUCUCUAAUUAUGUUGUAGCAUAUGUCCUAGGCAGUGAGAUUCUGAGUCCAGCGAGUCGGGUUCUGUUCGGGUCUCUGGGGGUCUUCAUGGGCUCUGGAAUCGGGCAGAUGUUCUUUCCAUUAGCAGCUUAUUUCAUCCGCAGCUGGCGAUGGCUGGUCCUGACAAACGCCCUCACUGGCCUGCUGUAUUUCCCAUUGUGGUGGUUUAUUCCUGAAUCUCCACGAUGGCUCCUGUCUCAGGGCCGAACGGCGGAGGCUGAAGCCGUACUGAGGCGCGCUGCUGAGAAGAACCGUGUGACGGCUCCAGAGGUCAUCUUCAGCUCCUCAGAGAUUGAGGAAGCCGCAAAGAAGAGGAUUCAAAAGCACAGCAUUCUGGACAUUCUGAGCAACUGUAACGCUGUUUCCACCAUCCUGAUCUGUUCACUUCUGUGGAUGGUCAUCACAAUGUCAUACUACGCUCUCAUCCUGAACACCACAAACCUCCAUGGGAACCCGUACCUGAACUUCUUCCUGUCGGCGGUGGUGGAGGUGCCGGCGUACAUUAUUGCUGCGCUGCUGCUCAGAUUCUGCAGCCGGAGGAUCUGCCAGGCCUCCACUCUCCUGCUGGGCGGAGCGCUGAUCUUCAUCAUACAGCUGAUCCCCACAGAGCUGCAGGGUUUGUCUACGGCACUGGAGAUGCUGGGUAAACUGUGUGUGACGGCUGCGUUCUGUGUGGUUUACGCCGUGACCUCUGAACUCUUCCCUACGGUGGUGAGGAACAUGGCCAUGGGCUCCUGCUCCAUGACGGCCCGCAUCGGCAGCAUCAUCUCGCCCUUCAUCAUAUACCUGGGGAACUACUACAGGUACAUUCCCUACAUUGUGAUUGGCGGUCUGGCCCUGUUUUCUGGCGUAAUGUCGUUACUGCUGCCCGAGAGCAAAGGAAAGGUUCUGCCAGAGACCAUCGCUCAGAUGCAGAGCGUACGAGGGUAA
Molecule: messenger RNA, 3288 nt
Organism: Danio rerio (zebrafish)
Lineage: Eukaryota; Metazoa; Chordata; Actinopteri; Cypriniformes; Danionidae
Source: RefSeq, a predicted model, not a curated record